CCCCACGACCGGACAGCGGAGUGUGCCGCUGUGCGGUGACUGCUGUGGAGAACUGGGGAGCUAUGGCAAAACAGUGAAAAGCAACACAUGGGACUACAGAGAGCUAAGCCAAACACCUGGUAAAUCAUCUCCUGACAGCUUGGGACAUACCGAGAGAAGACCAAAUUCAACCAUGGUUUCCAUCGACCAUGUAGCCCACAAGAUACUGACUUACAUCCCAUAUGUUCUUGUUUUGAUUGACAUGCGAUACGAGGGAGUCAAAUGCGGGAAGGAUGGAAGCGUCGACAAUCACAUGGAAAUGGGAAAGAAACUGCUUGCUGCUGGACAGCUGGCUGAUGCCCUCUCACAUUUUCAUGCUGCUGUGGAUGGAGACCCCAAGAAUUAUAUUGCGUACUACAGGAGGGCUACAGUGUUUCUCGCAAUGGGAAAAUCAAAGUCUGCACUACCAGACCUAAGCAGAGUCAUCGAACUCAAACCAGACUUCACAUCUGCGCGUCUUCAGAGAGGAAACCUUCUUCUGAAGCAGGGAAAGCUGGAUGAAGCAGAAAGUGACUUCAAGAAGGUGCUCAACUCCAACCCUUCGAACAAAGAAGAGAAGGAAGCUACGAGCCAGCUGGCAAAGGCCGAUGAGCUUCAGCGGCUUGUGGCCGAGGCGCACCGCAGCUACGGCAGCAAAGACUACCUGACAGCUGCUGCACAGCUUGAGGCAAUAAUUGAGACCUGCGUUUGGGAUGUGACCUCUCGUGAGAUGAGAGCAGAGUGCUUCAUUCAGAUGGGAGAGAUGGGGAAGGCCAUCAGCGACCUCAAAGCUUUGUCCAAGCUGAAGAACGACAACACCCAGGCUUUCUACAAGCUCAGCACCAUCUACUAUAACCUCGGAGACCACGAGAUGUCACUCAAUGAGGUGCGCGAGUGCCUGAAGCUGGACCCGGAUCACCAGCAGUGUUUCAAGCAUUACAAACAGGUCAAGAAGCUCAACAAACAGAUCCAGUCUGCAGAGGAGCAUAUCCGAGAGCAGAGGUUUGAGGAGGCAGUGAGUAAAUAUGAAGCCGUUAUGAAGACUGAGCCCAAUGUCCCCCAGUUCUCUGCUCUGGCCAAGGAGAGAAUCUGCCACGCACUUUCACAGGCUCAGCAGGGGGCCAGGGCAGUUUCAGUGUGUAGCGAAGUCCUACAGUCGGAUCCUGAGAACGUGAACGUGCUGAAGGACAGAGCUCAGGCCUACGUUCAAAACGAACAGUAUGAAGAAGCCAUUAAAGACUAUGAGACUGCAGCGAAACACAACGAGAACGACCAUGAGAUCAAAGAAGGCCUGGAAAAAGCUCAGCGACUUCUCAAACAGUCACAAAGGAGGGAUUACUACAAGAUUCUUGGAGUGAAGAGAACUGCCCAGAAAAAGGAGAUUAUCCGUGCUUACAGAAAACUGGCCCAACAGUGGCACCCUGACAACUUCCAGGACCCGGAGGAGAAGAAGAAGGCAGAGAAGAAGUUCAUAGACAUUGCUCAGGCUAAAGAGGUUCUCACCGAUCCAGAAAUGAGAACCAAGUUCGACCACGGCGAAGACCCCAUGGAUCCAGAGAGCCAGCAGGGCCCGUUCCACGGAGGUUUCCACGGCUUCCAAGGUUUCAACCCGUUCGGCUCCGGACCCUUCAACUUCAAAUUUAGCUACAACUGAGAAGUCUUGGUAUUAAGCAUAACUGGAGCGGAUUUUCCUUUCCUCCCUAUUUGAAAAGGAGAUCAUUGGCAUGAAAAAAACCAUGUCACUUCCUGGCUGUCAGAAAAAUGUGGAGCGAAUGGUGACUUUAAUUAAAAACUCAUCUCUGUUGUUGAAAAAUGCAACCUGGAGUGUCGCCUGGGGGGUGAGGCGGGUAGGUAUACCUGUAUCCGCCUUGUGUGAAGCAGCUUAUUUGUCAACAUGAAGUUCAUUCUGACACAUGGAUUGUUUCCAUGUGUCACACACUCUGCAAUUCACAUCCACUCAUCUGAUUAAAUUUAUUCAUAAACACUA
Poeciliopsis prolifica (blackstripe livebearer) is the source of this 2005-nucleotide messenger RNA. It is a transcript of the gene dnajc3a, whose product is annotated as DnaJ (Hsp40) homolog, subfamily C, member 3a. Gene Ontology annotation, biological process: protein folding in endoplasmic reticulum. The transcript is spliced from 12 exons. Bases 173 to 1672 code for a protein of 499 amino acids. NCBI's taxonomy places the organism in Eukaryota, Metazoa, Chordata, Actinopteri, Cyprinodontiformes, Poeciliidae. Gene Ontology annotation, molecular function: misfolded protein binding; protein-folding chaperone binding. The record is from RefSeq and is a predicted model, not a curated record. Gene Ontology annotation, cellular component: endoplasmic reticulum.